Molecule: messenger RNA, 3393 nt
Organism: Daphnia pulicaria
Lineage: Eukaryota; Metazoa; Arthropoda; Branchiopoda; Diplostraca; Daphniidae
Product: cell wall protein DAN4-like
Exons: 2
Coding region: 59-3289 (1076 amino acids)
Source: RefSeq, a predicted model, not a curated record
AGACGGCGACAGCUCUACUCUUGUAGCUAAAUAUCCCUUGCUGAUCGGAGAGAUCAGGAUGAUAUUUCUGAAUCUCAUUUGCUACAGUUUGGCUGUGGCUGUGGCGGCAGGUGGCUUGGUCAAAGUUAAAGAUCACGACUUGAAUGAGUAUCGAUUGGCUCCCAAACGGUAUCAUCGGAAGAUCCGUUCAAGCAAAGAAGGAAUCGAGUUGCCAUUUGCUGGAGAACAACAACCUUUCGUUCAACAACCUGACGAGCACUCUACUCUUCACCCAGGCACAACUGCAGAUGAGCCCGUCAAUUCGGUCGCGCCCAACACUUCCUUCCUGCUGGAACUGCCCUACCCUUCGCACUUCCUCGUCUCGCUGCAGAUGCUUAACCUUUCACUUCCUUUCAUCGAAACCGGAAUCGCAGUUCCAGAGGACCCGCCCACACCAGAAUUCGAUCUGAAUCAAGUGUUGAAAAAUCGACAAUACCAAUCGCCGACGAGACCGGAAGAAAAUCAAGGCGAAGCUCCGGCUUCUCUUGCAGAUCAAGGAGACGGAAGUGGAGGAGGGAGGCGGGCAAUUAACCGGAAAAGACAUCGAACUCCAGUCCGGCGUUUACCCAAACGAUCCGCCGAUGUCGCCAGUGCAAAUACAAUUGGCAAACCCGUCAAAUUCCGGAGUUGGAACGCUUCGAAUCCUUCGUCUGUUCAGCGACGUCAGGAGUUCACAAGCAAGUUGAGAUCCACAACAACUCCGAGGCCGACGUUCAUUAAAAAGUUCCAGGCGAAGCAACUGAAUCAAAGGGUCAACACAACAACUAAAUCUAAUAGUCAUAAACGUCCGCCGCGCCCAUCGCCCGUCAAUGAAUACAAAACCAAAGACCUGCCAGUGACGACUUCUCUGCUGGAACAAAGCUUCGCUACCCCCGAUCAACGAGAAUCAUCUAAUUUCAAUCGCCCGAGUGUUAGUGGAACGUCUGAUCGCUUUGUGAUCCAUCCAGCUGACCAUCCAGCGCAGAAAAUUCGAAUGGGAGGAUUCCGACCCAUUCAGCCCAGUAAGCCGUCUCUCAGUCCAAAUAGACUUGGUCCAUCAGCUUCUUCUGAUAGAUUCACUCGUUUAAAUUUACGCGAGAAAUCGAUAAAUGGUCAUUCCGAUCAAUUUAUUCCAAUUAUUCCUAUAACACGCGACACUACGACAUCAGCCACGACAGAAACAGUUGAAGUUCGCUUCGAUUUUCCUCCUCCUUCACGGCUUCGCUUCAUCUCUUCAUCGUCGACGACUUCUAAUCCUUUACCAAAACCAGGACGCCUAACCAAGUACAUCUCCCAGUUUCAUUCUUCUCCAUCGCUGAAAGCCCCCAGUGAGGAAAUUACCCAAAUUCAAAAGCCAGAAACAACUGCAAAUAAUGAAGCUGGUAGAGACAAAGUUGCACCUGAUAGUAGCAGUAACGAAUUCCUCGUUUUUGCCACUACGACCACGACCCCAACGACGGAAUUCGUUCCCAAUUUGAAAUUCCCUUCUUUUGAAUUGCCGUCCGUCGAUGGAUCGUCAAGCCCCACGACUCUUCCUCCGCCACUUUCCAUUGAGGAAUUGAUUAAAAAAUUCACUGGCAAAGAUUUCGUGACCGAUUCAACAUCUGAUAGUUCGACUCCCAGUCCGCCUCAGCAUCCUUCCCCGAUUGAACCUAAGAAUACAAGUAGCACAACAACGACCGUCAAAUCGACUCUAUCAACUCCGGAAUUGGAAUCGCUGGACGACCUGGAGGCUAGUCUGAAGCAACUGUUGGUGAUCACGACAUCGACGUCGACUCAAAUUCCCAGCAGCAGCCAAUCUUUUAUUCCUAUAGAUGCCCCGACAACAUCUUCGCCGUCGACUAGCACGCCAAGCGGAACAUCCAGUUUCACGCUGCCCGUUCUUCCGCCGCCCAGCGUGAGCCCCGUCACGGAGAAAACCGUAUUCCCGCAACAAGAAACUACCACCGUCCAAACCACUACAACUAAAGAGACACUGUUUCCAUCCGAAUCGGAAAUUAACAAAUCAGCUCCCCAUCCGUCGACUGUUGUUAAUUCGUCAAUUCAAUUGGAGACAUCAACUCAACCCGUUUCCGUCCAGCGAGGGCCACUUGACGUUUCGUCUUUUGAUGGUCCUUACAAUUCAGGAGCUGGCCAGAAUCAAGGAUUCAAUUUCCAACCGUCAGGUUACCCACAGCAACAACAGCAACAGUUCCAGUCGAACAACAAUUUCGGCGGGUUCUCCGGAGGUUUCGGUGGUGGUAGUAGCGGAGAUCUGAUAGGUGGGCAGCAGAAUCCUUACUACUACGGUGCUGGAUUGUUUACGGGCUCGUCCGGAGGACAAGGUCAGUUUUCGAAUAACUUCCAAAAUGGGUUUGAUGGGACACUACAUUAUAGCCCGACUGGGCCACCUGUGGGUGAAUCGAACGCCAUCACUCAAGGAUUAUCCCUUUUAGCAAGCUUCGGCGGAUCGGGAGGCGGCCAGCAAUUCAACUUCCAACCGUCUUCGAGCAAUUAUCAACAGCCGUCAGGUUAUCAGCAGUCGUUCAACGACUUUGCCCAUCCGGCAUCUCUUCAGGCGUCUUCGCAGAUCCAGUCCACUUCGAGUUUACCUUCCCAAGGAUUCUCUUCCUAUUCCCAAGGAUAUCCUUCUUUUAACCUUGUCCAGCAACAACCUCAAUCCUAUGCCCAGCAGCCCUAUCAACUUUCCCAGCAACCACAAAAUUUCCCGUCUCAACAACAACAGCAGCAACAAGUUUACGCACCGACCCAACAGCAAUCUUACCAGUUGGUAGGUGCCAACCCUGGAUCUGGAAAUUUGAUUCCAGUUCAGGUGAUUCAAUUCCAACCGCAAGGUGCUUAUCAGUCAUCCGCUGGAUCCGCACCCGCACCAGAAAAUUCUGGUUCAACCCAAGUGACCAUCAACCCGUCACAAUUUGGCACACUUUUGUCUUCUUCUGUCGAUGCUUCCGGUCUUCCGGCCGGAACAGCAUCGAUUACAAGUUUGUCUUCUUCCAGUACAGGUACUGGUAGUAGUAGUAGCGGAACGAAUAAUGUUCCGGCUGCCAAAGAGAAAUCGAUCGAUUCGGCCUCUUCGCAACUGGUUGAGGUCCAUUUGAAACCAGUUUUGCAUUCCAUAUUUGCGGAUCAGGAAGCGGAAUCUUCUCAAUCUGUACAGCUAAUUUCUGUUGGGCCCGAGACCGAUAAGUUCGGUCCGGUCACCGACUCGUUGAAAACCGGAGCGAGGAAAUCUUUGUACAACCGAGGACUCCAAUCGGGUUAUUAUCCUUAAUUCAAUCAAUGUCAUCAUGUCAUUUUUUAUACAUAGUUCAUCAUACACCGAUAUUACUACGUACUUAUAGUUUGGUGGUUGCGAAUAAACGAUAUAGUCAACUA